AUGAUUAUGAAUAAUGUUGGAACAUCAACACCCAGUUUCAAUAGUUUUCCAAUCGGUGGUAUUAUAAAUCCAAUUUUUACCGAUCCAUUAGUUCAGAUCGAUGAAAUUGAAGCAACAAAUACGGAACGUGAAUUGGAAACAUUUCCAUCACCACCGCCACCACUUUCAUCGUUAUCAUAUUUACCAAAAACAGCAUCAGCAGCAGCAGCAUCAAAACCAACAACAACGACAACAAAACCGGAAACAAUUGAUCGUACGGAUUCAGCAUCAAAUGUUUCAGCAUCUACUCAGCAACAUCAACAUCAACAAUACGAUUGUCCAGAUUGUCAACAAUUUCAUCAUAAUCAUCAUCGAAUUUAUGUUCAAAAUCAUCAUCCACACCCUCAUCAUCAAAAGCAUAAUAAACGUCCCGUUUAUUUGCCCACAACGUCAUCAGGUUAUGCCCCUUAUCCACCACAAUGGUAUUAUCUAUUAGCAGCGGAUACGAAAAAAUUCCGUAAACAUCGUCAUACACAUUAUCGUCGUGAUUGUCGCCAAUGUAGAGAGAUUGUUCGUUCGACAUUUGAACAAUAUUAUCUUCGUGCUGGUCAACAACCACAACCACAACCACAUUUAUUAUCAUCAUCAUCGACAACAACAAUGGGUGAAAAUUCAUCACCAGAUUCUAUUGGAUCAAUUUCAUUGGAUCCUCAUUAUCAUCAGCAACAGCAACCAUAUUCAUCAUCCGCAUAUCAUUCACGUCCACCUCCAUCGCCAACGUUUUUAGCUAACAAUAGUCCAACACCAUCACCAUUAGGUUUCUAUAGCCGAUCCAGAGCUAGUUGUGGCCAUUCAUGUCUAAAAUUUACCAUUUUAUUCUAUUGUUGUAUUUCUGUCAUUAUGGCCAUUUGUUUUAUCUGUUAUCUGACACGAAUGUUUGGCUUGAUGGCACCAUCUGGUGGAAAUUUUAUCGCUUAUUAUCCAUCAAAAAAUUAUUCAAUCAUUGAUGCUGGUGGAGAUAAUAAUCAUUUCAUUUCAUCAAUAAAUUCAACACCAACAAAUGAAUUGAAUUUAUCCGAUAAUGAUGAUGAUAAUAAUAAUAUUUCUUCAUCGAUAAUGAUAACGGGCUCUAAUGAUGUUAUGGAUCCAGAAUUGCCGGCAACAAGUUUAUUGGAAACUAUUCGUUUGGAAAUGAUUGGCCUAAUAAUCUCUUCGGCAUUUAUGAUUAUUUUCAUACUUGGUUUAAUAGGCGCAUUUCUUGAAUCAAUUCUUUGUCUACGAAUAUUUGGUGCCAUUCUUUCCUAUCUAUUUUUGUUGACAUUUGGUUCAGCACUUUAUAUUGUCAUCUUGUUGAUCAUAUCACAUGUUCAAUUGAAAUUGAUUCUUUCAACCAUUUCUUGUGCCGCUGUUGCCAUCACCAUUCAUGGUCUGUUAGCCAUAGCACCAUUUGCAUUUGCCGAUUUAAUUAGUGAAGAAAGUAAUGAAAAAUUCACAGAAGCAGCUGCAGCAGCUACAGUUAUGGCCAAUUCAACAUAUUUCAAAUAUCCAUCCGUUCGUUUCUUUUCACAAUUACCAAUUCAUCAUCAUCGUCAUCAAUAUAAUAAAAGCGGUUAUUUUGGUUUCACUAAUCCUGCUACAUCGUUUUCUUCAUCAUCUAAUCGACCGAAUACUAAUACUAAUAUAAUUUAUCCAACAUCAUCAAGCCAACAAACAUUUUAUCGAGAUACCCCUAUUGAAAGUAUACCAACAUCUGAUGAAUCAUUACCAUUUACAACACCAACAAAUAAUAACAAUCCAAGCAACAUAAAUCAAGGUCCAAUUGAUAAUAUAUCAUCAGAAGGAUUAAUACCACCAUUAAUGAACAAUGUGAAUGAACAUCGAAUCCAAAAUAAUUCAUCAGGACAACAACAACAACAACAAACUGUACGAUUCACUGAUAAUUGGAUGUAGUGGUAGUGGUUUUCAAUUAGUUAGUCUAAAUAUUUCAAUGUGUAACAAUAAAACAAAACAAAAAAAUUUAUUUAUUUUUUUUUGAUGAAAUAAAAUACAUACAUUUUUGACUUUU
This is a messenger RNA of Dermatophagoides farinae (American house dust mite), 2044 nucleotides long. The record is from RefSeq and is a predicted model, not a curated record. Lineage: Eukaryota; Metazoa; Arthropoda; Arachnida; Sarcoptiformes; Pyroglyphidae.